Messenger RNA from Brassica rapa (field mustard), 2653 nucleotides. RefSeq names its product mavicyanin. Gene Ontology annotation, cellular component: plasma membrane. Gene Ontology annotation, molecular function: electron transfer activity. The record is from RefSeq and is a predicted model, not a curated record. Lineage: Eukaryota; Viridiplantae; Streptophyta; Magnoliopsida; Brassicales; Brassicaceae.
UUGAAUUUACUUUGAUGAUACUCAAUAAAGUUUUGAGUAGGCUAAUAAACAAAAAAAACAAGUUAUUAAGUAAAUUUAUUUUUUUUACUCUAUUAUAGAGUGAUAAAUAAAGCAUCAUUGAAACAUUUUUACUAUAAACUUUAUUUUAUAAUAAAAAUAGAAUAAAGUUGGAGAUGCCGUUACGUAUGUAAGCCGGUCAGGUCUUAAUUGGUUAGAAAAUUACUAGACUGGUUAGGGGAUUCGUUAAGUCUUAAUUGGUUAAAAUUUUUUUACUACACUGUUUAUGGGAUUUUAACAUAUAUAAUAUAUAAAGUUAAUGGCCUUUUGGGCUGAGCUUCUCAAUCUCGUAAACAAGAAGCGAAAGCGAGAGUACUGUACUCUUAAGGGAACCAAGUAAAUAUCUAAGAAACCACAGAAAAUGAAUCUAACAUUGAGACAGCAGGAGAUGUAGACAACGAUCAAAUUCUUCCCAACUAAGAGAUGAGUGACUCUUUUGUCAUAGGAUCGGAUGACUCUUAUCUUAUAUAUAAUAUGCAUUUUACUUUAAUCAUAGGUUCCCCGUUUGGUUUGUAAACCGUUGGACCAGUCUUUUACAUUAAACCAGUCACACAAACAGUACUUGGAGCCGUUUGGUGUGUGAGGAAUCAUUAAUCAAACAAACAACUCGGUUCCCUGACCGUUAAGUACUUCAUGUUAUGCAACGAAUGUUUGUUAUUUUUAUAUGAGCGUGACAAUGUAUAUUUCAAAGUCUAAAUAUGCAUUGUUGAUUCUGUAUAAGUAGAAGGCUAUGUUAAUGGACUGAAAUUGGUUUAGUAUGGAGCCUAUGGACAUUAAAAGAUUUUUGUUAGUAUCUCAAUAGCUGCAGUGAUAAAAUUACCAGAAAUUUUGCUACAAGAACUUUGACAACAACAAAGAAGUUUCUUUUCAUAUGAUUUAAACUAGUAAAGAAAUAUGGUUACCAAGAUGUAGGAGAAAGAGUAAUUGGGAAGUAGAAUUAUUAAAAGAUGAUUCAAAUUAGUACACCAACCAACUUAGCAUUCUUUCCUUACAAGACUUCCAAACUUCAAAAGUUUAAAGCAUGUGAUACUUACUUUACAACUUAUAUAACUAACGAAUAUAAAUUUUAUAAAUUAUGGUUGUGUGUGUGUGUGUGUGUGUUUUAACUCUUUAAUUUGAAAACUAACAAAUUUUCCAAUUCUGUUUAUAACAAAAAAAACUAGAAAAUAGAAAUUUCUAGAAUAGCUUAACUAAUCAAACCUGUGGAGUAGGCUUUAGUGCAGGAGGAAGACUUCCAGUAUUUCGUACUAAAUUAUCCAUUUUUAAGUUUUCACAAGUGAAAAAACUCUAAUACCAAUUAAUAAUACAUAAAUAAAUGAAUAUUAGUCUUUAUACGUUAGAUCAAGUCCCAAUUCAUAGUUGAUGUGAGGGUUUCUAUUAUCAUUCUUCCAAAUAGUGGUCCUUAUAAAUCAUUUCUGUACAUAAAAUUCUGGUAUAAAAUUAAUUUUUGGGUCAGAUUAAUCUUUGCUUUUUUCAGGAUCUAAUAUUGUGUCAAGAUUCAUAUGUUUCCAACUUCAAAUCAUUUGAUAAUGAGUGUAUUGAUUUACUAUGUGAGACUACAAACCUAGUGUGCACAAAAAUCAAUACAUUUAAGUUAUAUAUAGUCUUUGUAUUAUGAAUUAAAUCCAUCACUAAUAAAAGAUAAACAAGUAAAGUAAGCAAUCCUUGUCGGUAUUUUGCUUUUCAGUCACUCCUUUCUCCAAAUUAGCCAACUAACAAAAAAAAAGUGGCCACCCAUACAUAUACACACCACUAGUUCAUACCUCAUUGUAUACACAGCAAAAAAAAAGAGAAAUUCUAGGAGAAAACCUUGUUGGGCUCUCUACCAGAGAUCGAAGCAGACGAGUGAAAAUAAUGGCGGCGAGGAUAGUGGUGGCUUUGGCAUGUAUAGUGGUGAUCAUAAGGCUGAGUGAAGCGGCGGUGUACAAAGUCGGCGACUCAGCAGGCUGGACAACCAUAGCCAACGUAGAUUAUAAGCUAUGGGCCUCAACCAAAACUUUCCACAUUGGUGAUACCGUCUUGUUCGAAUACAACCCACAAUUCCACAACGUAAUGAGAGUGACACACGCAAUGUACAGAAGCUGCAACAACUCAAACCCAAUCUCCACCUUCACCACUGGCAAUGACUCAGUCACACUCACCAAUCACGGCCACCAUUUCUUCUUCUGUGGCGUUCCUGGCCAUUGUCAGGCCGGUCAGAAGCUCGACCUCAACGUCAUUAACCCCACCUCCUCCAGGCCACUCUCUGAUCCACCAAUCUCCUCGGAUUCGUCCUCCCCCUCUUCUCCUCCGUCCACUACUACGAUUCCUGCCGCCGGAGUCCCCGGUCCAUCUCCUAGCCACGCUGCUUCUCUCCCGAAUUCGGCCGUAGCUGUGGUGGCUGCCCUUGUCUCUUGUCUCUUUGCAAAUUUUGCUUAUUGAUUAGGAUUACAUAUACGUUGCAAUUCUUGCACAUAAGUUUUUGUUAUAUGUCCAAAAAUGUUUUUCUUAUGAAUUUUCCUUUCUACCGUAUUGUUCUUUUUAUCUAAUUGAUUCAAAAUGUUUAGACCGUCAAUAAUAAAAAGAAACGUGUGCAUUAACGAUUUUGUUGUUUUUA